This is a messenger RNA of Hirsutella rhossiliensis, 1803 nucleotides long. Its product is annotated as alpha amylase, catalytic domain-containing protein. The record is from RefSeq and is a predicted model, not a curated record. Gene Ontology annotation, molecular function: alpha-amylase activity. Bases 1 to 1803 code for a protein of 600 amino acids. Gene Ontology annotation, biological process: oligosaccharide catabolic process. The transcript has a single exon. NCBI's taxonomy places the organism in Eukaryota, Fungi, Ascomycota, Sordariomycetes, Hypocreales, Ophiocordycipitaceae.
AUGACGCUCGUCAGCCACGACAAGAAAUGGUGGAAGGAGGCCGUCAUCUACCAAAUUUACCCUGCCUCGUUUUGCGACUCCAACGGCGAUGGCAUCGGCGACCUGCCCGGCAUCACGUCCAAGCUCGACUACCUGGCCAGCUUGGGCGUCAAUGCCAUUUGGGUCUGUCCCAUGUACGACAGCCCCCAGGUCGACAUGGGCUAUGACAUCUCCAACUACGAAGACGUCUAUCCGCCGUACGGCACUGUCCAGGACAUGGAGACGCUCAUCCGCGAGACGCACGCCCGAGGUAUGCGCGUCAUGCUCGACCUCGUCAUCAACCACACCUCGGACCAACACGCCUGGUUCAAGGAGGCGAGGUCCGCCAAGGACAACCCCAAGCGCGAUUGGUACAUCUGGAGGCCGGCAAGGCACUCUCCAACAGGCGAGCGCUUGCCCCCCAACAACUGGCGCUGCAACUUUGGCGGCGGCAGCGCCUGGGAGUGGGACGAGCGGACGGGAGAGUACUACCUGCAUCUCUUUGCCACGGAGCAGCCGGACCUCAACUGGGAGAAUCCCGCGACCCGCAAGGCCAUCUUUGCUUCUGCCAUGGAGUUCUGGCUCGACCGCGGCGUCGACGGCUUCCGUGUCGACACGGUCAACAUGUACAGCAAGCCCCCCGGCCUGCCCGACGCCCCCGUCAUCGAUCCGCAGGCCCCCUUCCAGCCCGCCGGCUUGCUGUACUGUAACGGACCGCGCAUGCACGAAUUUCUGGGGGAGAUGAACGCCAUUCUCUCUCGGUACGGUGCCAUCACGGUCGGCGAGCUUCCCCACACUCCAGACAUGAAUCGCGUGCUCGACUACGUGAGCGCAAAGGCCAAGCAACUGGACAUGGUCUUCCAGUUUGACGUGGUAGACGUCGGGUUCGGCGCGACUCACAAGUAUGAGACGACGCCCAAGAAUUUUGCCCUCGCCGACUUCAAAGCGGCCAUCGAUCGAACCCAAGGCUUGAUUCGCGGCACCGAUGGCUGGACCACCGUUUUCCUCGAAAACCACGACCAGGCCCGGUCCGUGUCUCGGUUCGCGGAUGAUGGCCCCGAGUAUCGCGUCCGCAGCGCCAAGCUGCUGGCUCUGCUGGAAGUCUGCUUAAGCGGCACGCAAUACGUCUACCAGGGCCAGGAGAUUGGAUGCGUCAACACCCCCAAGGACACGUACCCGCUUGAGAAUUACCUAGACAUUGACAGCUGCCUCUUCCUCAAGAUGGUCAAGGAGCGCCACGGGGCCGACAACACGGCCGAGCUUGACAAGGCGUUUGAUGCCUUGCAGCACCUGGCCAGGGACCACGCUCGAGUGCCCAUGCCCUGGAACGGCAAGGCAAGGUUCGGUGGCUUCUCUGAGGCCGCCGAGAGGGCAGGCAAGGAAAUCAAGGAACCGUGGAUGAAGCACCACCCUCUGGCGGGCGAGAUCAAUGCUGCCUCGCAGCUUGACGACCCCGAAAGCGUUCUAGCCUUUUGGCGCAAGAUGAUAGGAUUUCGCCGGGAGCACGUGGAUCUGUUCGUGUACGGCAACUUUAGGGAUCUGCGGCCGCAGGACGAGCACCUUUUCGUCUUCGUCAAGGAACCCCAGCACGAGGGCGGUGACAAGGCGCUGGUUGUCCUCAACUUUACCGCUCAGGAGAGACAGUGGCAGGUGCCCGGCGGGGCAGAGCUUGGGGUGUCGGACGCGACGGAGAAGCUCGAGGCAAUCAUGUCGACGCAUGCGGGCAAGGCCAAGGCCGGAGUCCUUGCGCCCUUUGAGGGCCAGGUAUAUCUGGUCCGCUCCUGA